Elaeis guineensis (African oil palm) is the source of this 2219-nucleotide messenger RNA. RefSeq lists its product as uncharacterized. NCBI's taxonomy places the organism in Eukaryota, Viridiplantae, Streptophyta, Magnoliopsida, Arecales, Arecaceae. The record is from RefSeq and is a predicted model, not a curated record.
GUGUGUCAAACGAAGCGGAUCAGUUGUAGCCCUGCAAAGGUUGCAGCCUUGCAUGGUGAUAUAAUGAUCUUCUGCAGGAGCUGCGUGACCACCAUAUUUUGCAGAGAACCCCCAGGCGAUCCUACAUGGACUUGCAAGAUACCGGUCAGAUUCAGUUCGGGCUUAUUUUCUGAUACUUCUCAUGGAUGAGGUCGUGAUGUUCCCCUACAUGCUCGAUAAUAAAUUAAUGAUCACCGUAUCGUUGGUCCGAGCACCAACCCAUCAACCGGUGGACGAACAACACCACCUUCCACGCACCCGCACCCACGAAUGUUCCCCUUCGAGACAAUCUGCCUUCCAUAUCGACGCAUCCCGGGGCUGGCGCUGCCAUCGACGCCAUUGCAAGGAAAGCGAGCAAACCGGACGGCGGAGAUUCUUCCGCAUAUAAAUUUCUAUUCGUGCCCACACAUACACAUCAGGUUCGUCGUCCACCGGAGCCGCGGUAUAAAUAACCACCCACGGUCCCCCCGUCGAGGCUUCGCCUCCCAAGUAUCGAAUAGAAAAAGAAAGAGGGGAUGUCAUGGCUGGCGAGAUCUCUCGUGAGGUCGCUGAGCUCCGAUCAUGGCGACGGAGACGGCGACGACGAGGAGCGGAUAAAGGAGAAGGCCGAAUCGCCGUCUAAAGAAGCGGAACCCGGUGAGGACAGCCCCGUGGAGCCCGGAACCCCGACGAGGGGCGUCAAGGAGGACCUCUCGGAGCUCACCAAAACCCUAACCCGCCAAUUCUGGGGCGUCGCCUCCUUCCUCGCCCCGCCACCGGCGUCGGAGAAGCCCAACCCUCCGAGUCUCCCCGAGAUGGAUUCCUCGGCCUCUGAUCGCGGCAGGAGGUCCGAUUCCUCCGAUCCGGCGGCAUCCCUCUACGCCGAUGAGGCGGCGGCGGAGUCAGAGUCGCCGAGGAUCGCCGGAAUCCGGAGCGAUUUCGCGGAGAUCGGGGGGAAGUUUAGGAGCGGGAUCUCGAUGCUGUCGAAUACCAUGGCGGUGUCGGAGAUCUCGAAGAUUGCGUCUACAUUUCUGCCGUUUGGGGCUGAGGAGGGCGAGGAGGACGGGAGGGAAGAGGCGGAGGAGGAGGAAGAUAAUGUUGAGGUCGGAGCGGUGGGGGUUACUGAGGAGGUCUUGGCAUUUGCGAGGAAUAUCUCGAUGCAUCCAGAGACGUGGUUGGAUUUCCCAUUGUUCCAUGAAGACGAAGAUUGCGACGAUUUUGAAAUGUCAGAUGCUCAACAGGAGCAUGCAUUGGCCAUUGAGCACCUUUUACCCAGAUUAGCAGCUCUGAGAAUUGAACUUUGCCCGUAUCAUAUGAGUGAAGGGCGCUUUUGGAAAAUCUAUUUUGUACUUCUGCAUUCUAGACUCAGUAAGCAUGAUGCUGAACUUCUGUCAACACCUCAGAUUGUAGAAGCCAGAGCAAUUCUGUUACAGGAUCUACAGAAUCGAACAAAGAUGGGAUCUGAGAGGUCUGGAAGAGGGACACUGUAUAGAAAAGAGGAUGCCACUUCAGUUCCAAUUGGAGAACCCACUUCUGAUCCCUUGGUAGAUGUUGAAACUGAAAAGCAUCCAGUCCAAACAACCGAGGUGAACAUUAUUGACAAGUCUGUCAUUGAAGAACAGCUACCUCUGCAAAGUAAGACCAAGGAUUUGCCUAGCGAGACAUCUAAAGUCUCCAUUGUGAAGGACGAAGAGGAGGGUGAUGACUGGCUGGAAGAGGAUGUUGGUGAAAUGGGUAGCACAGGAGGUGCUGCUAUCCCAUUAGGACAUGAGGAAGAUGUAUCAUUCAGUGAUCUCGAGGAUGAUGAUGAUCGAGGCACACUUUUAAGCUCCAAAAGCCUUGAUGCAAAUAAUUCUCAAACUAAAGAUUCUAGAGGCUGGGUUCAGCUAAAUAAAGGUUCUGGGGGCUCAUCAAAGAGUGGUGACUCCACAAGCCCACAAUCCAAGGAAUCCAGUGAUUGGUUAAAUGUUGAACAUAUUGACGUGGAAUGAUAGACUUUGGAGUAUAUAUUCUGAGGUAUGGGCUUCUUUGUCUUUCAAAUCUGCAUGUUCUGUUUAUUUUUCUGUACAUAUUAGUCUUAUGGGGCACCGUGGAUCUUUCUGCUGCAGUUUGCAAUAUAUUUUUCAGUAUCUUUUGUGUUUCUUUUGUGAUAAUGGGUGACCUUACAUUCAGUUCCAAUGAAAUGCAUGCUCAUUUUGAUC